This is a messenger RNA of Stomoxys calcitrans (stable fly), 1542 nucleotides long. RefSeq lists its product as uncharacterized. Gene Ontology annotation, molecular function: DNA-binding transcription factor activity, RNA polymerase II-specific; protein dimerization activity; RNA polymerase II cis-regulatory region sequence-specific DNA binding. The record is from RefSeq and is a predicted model, not a curated record. The transcript has 3 exons. Bases 280 to 1296 code for a protein of 338 amino acids. Gene Ontology annotation, cellular component: nucleus. Gene Ontology annotation, biological process: regulation of transcription by RNA polymerase II; mesoderm formation. NCBI's taxonomy places the organism in Eukaryota, Metazoa, Arthropoda, Insecta, Diptera, Muscidae.
UGAAAGCAUUGAUCCAUUUAAUUGAAUAUCGGACGGUUUGAAGUUAAGCUCGGCUCCGUUUUGGCGCGCUAGUUUUAGGAUUAAGUUGAUUUUUUAAAAUUUUUUUGCUUUGGAUUAAGAUCUGAAAAUGACGACGUCUUCGCUUAGUCAUUGAAAUGGAAAAUAAUGAAAACAAGGAAGAAGAAUAAAAUGUGUAAUGUGAUAUAAUAACCAAAGACAAAAAAAAACAUAAAUCAAAGAAGAUUUUACUCCUUCUAAAAGAAAGAAAAAAAGAAUACAAUGAAAGAUCACUUAGUGCGUUGUGAAAAUGGGACUACCUCACCUUCCCAACUAACGGAAACUUGUUCACACAACGAUGUACCUCAACAGAAAUCGGUUAUUGUUAAAAAUUACGAUUCGGAUACGGAAAAUGAAAAGCCGGUUCUUCUGGAACUGGGGUCAACUUCAACAAAUACAGCUCAAAACACAGAUUAUGCCGCAGAAUAUCCGCAGGACAUGCAUUUGAGCAAUUACAACAUAAAUCAACAUACGCACCAGACAUAUGCAAACCUAACUGAUGCCAUUCCGUUGACAAAUUCAACACUUUACCACAAUCCUUAUGCCGAUGCGAUCUCAUUGCCCCCACCCCCCCUUUCCUCGCUAAUCUCGCCGACAUCACUGGCUGCUUGUUCAUUGCAUGGUCCACCAUCAUUUACCGGCCAUAUACCACAGACUGUUUACACAUGGGCCAAUGGUACACCCUUGUCUAGUGCUGUAGCUGAUGAAAUUUCUGGAAAAAUUGCCACAUCUGAAACCGUUCCAGCUCCCAUUUAUAUGACAUACAACCAUCAUGGACAGGAGCAUGCGAUAAGUAAGGAAAUCAAUCAUGUUUGGAAGGAGAAAGUUCUGCAAAGUGAAAAAGACUACAAAAAGACCGCCUGUGAUCGCGAGAGAACGCGCAUGCGUGACAUGAAUCGGGCAUUUGAUCAGCUGCGCUCUAAGCUGCCAAUAUCCAAGCCAAAUGGUAAAAAAUAUUCCAAAAUUGAGAGUUUGAGGAUAGCAAUUAAUUACAUCAACCAUUUGCAAGAUUGUCUGAAAAUAUCAGAUCAGUCAAGUGCUCCUCCACAAAAUGCUGUCGAAUAUUUGACUGAGAUGAGUAUGCGGCGACGUGCUCAUGCAUUCCGUUAUGAAAAUCGCAAGUCCAUCUCAUCAUCGUAUGAAGACAUUAACGAAAAGGAUUCCAUCGAUGAAUCGCAUCACAGCACAUGGAGUGACAACUUCAUAACAAACACCUCGAGCCAUGACAAAUGGGAUUAAUUCAAAUGCCUACCAAGCAAGGACUCAGUUAAUGCCAAAGAAUUUAAUGGGUUGUUCAUGUUUUAAUGCGUUGGUCGUUAUCGGCCGUUGCCAGAAUCUCAAAAUAAAAAUUAUACAAAUUAUACAUAAUAAAUGUCAACAGCCUACAAGAUGAGCUUCCAAGACUUCAAAAAUUGUUGUAAAAUUAAUUCUUACAAUAUAAAGAUAGAAUUUUUUGUAUUAAAUUAAAAAAUUUCAAAUUCAGAA